This is a messenger RNA of Anneissia japonica, 3027 nucleotides long. RefSeq names its product adhesion G-protein coupled receptor G7-like. Gene Ontology annotation, cellular component: membrane. The transcript has 16 exons. Gene Ontology annotation, biological process: cell surface receptor signaling pathway; G protein-coupled receptor signaling pathway. Bases 124 to 2562 code for a protein of 812 amino acids. Gene Ontology annotation, molecular function: G protein-coupled receptor activity; calcium ion binding. NCBI's taxonomy places the organism in Eukaryota, Metazoa, Echinodermata, Crinoidea, Comatulida, Comatulidae. The record is from RefSeq and is a predicted model, not a curated record.
UGCGCCAGUGGCCCAUGUCAGAACGGCGGUACGUGCAUUGAUGGAGUUAACGGCUACAGCUGUGAUUGUCUCUCAGGAUGGACUGGCACAAACUGCACAAUAGAUAUUGAUGAAUGUUCAAGCAUGCCUUGUAAUAAUGCCGGCAUAUGUAAUGAUGGAAUCAACGGAUUCACCUGCACCUGUCUUGUAGGUUGGACUGGAGUCUUUUGUGAAACAAACAUCAAUGAGUGUGCUAGCUCGCCUUGCAUGAAUGGUGCUGCUUGCUUGGAUGGUGUUAAUGCUUUCUUCUGCCAGUGUGCGCCAGGCUGGUCUGGUACAGAGUGUGAAAAUAAUAUCAAUGAAUGCGCAUCAAGUCCGUGUCAAAAUGGCGGAACAUGUUUUGACUUGGUUAAUAGUUUCGUCUGUAGCUGCGAGGCUGGCUGGAUUACUUUACAUUGCGAAAUUAAUAUCAAUGAAUGUGCCAGCAGUCCUUGCCAGAAUGGGGGAACCUGUCUGGAUGGCAACAACCAGUAUAUAUGCCUGUGCGUGCCUGGAUGGAGUGGCAACUUCUGUGAAACAAACCUAAAUGGGUGCUUAAGCGAACCUUGUCUAAAUGGUGGGACGUGUACCGAUGGUGUGAAUGGACACGUUUGUGAAUGUGUUAAUGUUUGGACAGGCCCUGAUUGUGCAGAUAAAAUGUGUUACAGAGAAGUUUAUGACGACCUCACAUUUCCUGAUGCCAAAGUAGGAGAGACGGUAGAUUCCGAAGACUUGUGUGAUGAGAGUAAAACAAAUUAUCUUAUGCCUCGUGCUACCCGAACGUGUAAAGGCGAAAGUGCAGCUAUGUGGGGAGAUCCUGAAAUAAAUGACUGUGGACCUGACGCUACAACCGAACAACUGUUAGAACGUCUAAAUUCGAUGAAUGUUACAAUGGAAAAUGUUGAGGAAGUUAGCAAUAAACUGGAAGAAAUUAUAAGUAAUGCAAAAGAUAUCUCUGUGAAAGCUUUGCAAUCUACUGCUGAAAUAUUGAUGGAUAUUCUCCAAACAGAUACUAAUUCUACUGAGGUGACACAAUCUAUUGUUAUGGUGGUAAAUAACUUGUUAGGUGUUGACGAGGAAAUUCUGAUGGAAAGUCAAAUGAGGAAUCAGUCUCCUACUAAAAUUACUGAAGUUCUUGAAGGUCAAUUGGGCAUUGUAGAGCUAAAUGAAAAAGGCAUUUAUGAAGAAACCACACCUAACAUAGCAGUACAUGCUCAGAUGUUUAAAGCCACUCAACUUAGUGAAGAAAACAUGACUUACUUAACUUUUAUAUCAGAAUCAAAUAAGAAUGGUGUAGGUGCUGUUGAAGUAUUUGACGAUGGUGUGAAAAUACCUGAUGCUGCCAAUGUGUCAAUUGCUCUGCCAAGCAGUAUAUCUGACGUCAUCAGUGUUUAUAAUAUGACAGAUUUCCGGAUUAUAGUUAUUGUUUACAAUGACAGUAGACUGUUCCAAUCUGCUCAGUUCAUUAAUGAUAAAUCAGGUCGCAGACCAAAUAGUCAAGUUGUUUCUCUGUCAGUGCCUGAGUUAGAUCGUGUUAAGCUGGACGAGUCCAUCGUUACCACGUUCAUUCCCAUUGAAAUCUCUGAAACAAACAGAAAUACAACCUGCGUCUUUUGGGACUUCAUACUGGAUGGGGUUGGAGGAUGGUCGACUGAAGGCUGCACAUUUGUUAAUGGAUCGGAGGAUGGAAGUGAUAGGCAGUAUUGCGAGUGCACUCAUCUAACUAACUUUGCUAUACUUAUGGAUUUCCAUCAAAUGUCAUCUCUUCCCCAAGCAGCAGACAUUGUGACUAUUGUUGGCUUAAGCAUAUCAAUUGCAUCUCUUUUUCUGACAUUACUUACUUUCGUGAGUAAAAGGAAAUUUUGGAAGAGUGAACCAAAGCAAAUUCUAUGUCAGCUGUGUUUGUCUUUGCUUGGUCUGUACAUUGUAUUUCUUGCUGGAAUUGAUCAAAACGAAACGAAACGAAAUGAAACGACUGAAAACAGUCUUGGGUGUACGUUUGCUGCAGCUCUUUUGCAUUACUUCUUGCUAUCGUCAAUCUUCUGGAUGAAUGUUCAAGCUGUAAAAAUGUACUAUUUACUUGUGAAAGUCGUUAAUAGUUACGUGUCACACUUUCUUUUUAAGGCUUGCUUGUUUGCAUGGGGUUUACCAGUGAUAAUUGUCUCGGUGUCUGCAUUUGUUGACCUUGAUAGCUAUGUGGAUUUUGAAAAGUAUUGUUUUCUGACACUCCAACGUAUGUACUACUCUGUAGCAAUUCCUGUCGCCCUAUCCUUACUUUUCAACACGACUGUAUUCAUUCUGGUUUUGCAUAGUUUAAGGCAGGUCGGAAAAAACAGAACUCAAUCUACCAUAAAAGGAAAGGAAACCAGACUCAGUGGGAUUCAGAUGAUGAGAAUUGGAGUGAGCAUUACAGCAGUUUUCGGCUUAACGUGGUUGAUCGGCUUCUUUUCCAUCGGAGAUGCUUCCGAAGUUAUUCUGUGGAUUUUUUGUAUUCUUAAUUCUUUCCAAGGGUUACUUAUCUUCGUAUUUAUGCGUUGGAAAUAAGGAAUUACGCUCUUACCAGGGGUGGCGCCAGUGGGGGAGGGGAUGGCCGUCGGGGAGAAAAAAGCACUUCGUCGGGGAGAAAAAAAAUUGUAUGUAUUUUCUACAUAUUAGUAAACUCUAAAAUCGAUCAAAUAAGCAUUCUGAAACCCCUAUUUUGUCAAAAUGUUCGGACCACUUUCAAAGCCUUUUAAUCAAAGCUCGACCACGCCCACUUUGCUUUCGUCAGGAAAAUCUGACCCCUCGUCGGGACAUCGUUCCCCACUUUCCUCCUGUCCGGGACCUUGUUUCCCCCCCCCCCCCCCGUCGGGCAAAUCCUGGCGCCUCCACUGGCUCUUACUGGUGGAAGACGUUACUCAAUAUACCAAGAAAAACUACGUUAUGUCUGGCAAAACCAAACAAAGUUUACUUUCGAGUUUUUAAAAAGAAGAAUCCUCUCGCAGACAAAAGUCCUCCUCCAACUCGUUU